UCUUCGGGGGGCGGCGUGGAGGCGGCGGCGGCGGGCUGGGACCCACGCGGCGCCGUGGCCCGCCUGGCCUGCAGCGUUCCCGGCUUGGCGGCGACGGCGGCGGCGGCUGCGGCGGCACGAUGCCCUUUGAUUUCAGGAGGUUUGACAUCUACAGGAAGGUACCCAAAGACCUCACGCAGCCAACGUACACCGGGGCCAUCAUUUCCAUCUGCUGCUGCCUCUUCAUCCUCUUCCUCUUCCUCUCGGAGCUUACCGGUUUCAUCACAACAGAAGUUGUGAACGAGCUGUACGUCGAUGACCCAGACAAGGACAGCGGGGGCAAAAUUGACGUCAGCCUGAACAUCAGUUUGCCCAAUCUGCACUGUGAAUUGGUCGGGCUCGACAUCCAGGAUGAGAUGGGCCGGCACGAGGUGGGCCACAUUGACAACUCCAUGAAGAUCCCUCUGAACAACGGGGCAGGCUGCCGCUUCGAGGGCCAGUUCAGCAUCAACAAGGUCCCCGGCAAUUUCCAUGUGUCCACACACAGUGCCACGGCCCAACCACAGAACCCGGACAUGACACAUGUCAUCCACAAGCUCUCCUUUGGGGACACACUGCAGGUCCAGAAUGUCCAUGGAGCCUUCAAUGCUUUGGGCGGGGCAGACAGGCUCACCUCUAACCCCCUGGCCUCCCACGACUACAUCCUGAAGAUCGUACCCACCGUGUACGAGGACAAGAGCGGCAAGCAGCAGUACUCCUACCAGUACACAGUGGCCAACAAGGAGUACGUCGCCUACAGCCACACGGGCCGAAUCAUCCCGGCCAUCUGGUUCCGCUACGACCUGAGCCCCAUCACAGUCAAGUACACAGAGAGACGGCAGCCACUGUACAGGUUCAUCACCACGAUCUGUGCCAUCAUUGGCGGGACCUUCACUGUCGCCGGCAUCCUGGACUCCUGCAUCUUCACGGCCUCAGAGGCCUGGAAGAAGAUCCAGCUGGGCAAGAUCCACUGACCGCCCAUGCUGUCUGCUGCCGGGCCCCGAGGACCAGCAGCCGGGGCCAACUCCUGGCCGAGGACCUGGCUGUGUCCCCGAAUUGGGGCUAAAGGGAAAGGGGUGGCUCCAAGUUCUGCAGCUACCUUUUUUCUUCGUGUUUGCUUUUAGGCAAAUGUCCCUGCCUGAAAAGUUGUGCCCCUUUUCCCUGGGGACUCCUAAGACAGGAGUCAGGCAUUGAAGAGAGAAGUCCCAGGGAGGUUGGGAACCCCUACCCCGCCACCUUCCUGCCCACCAACCCCAGUUCACUGCAGUCCUUCCCCCACAACCCCAUGGGGAAAAAGCCAGAAUCCCCACAGCUCCAUUGUCAGCCUGGCUUUGACAAUCGUACAGCCCCUCAAUCCUUGGAAUGAGAGUGUAGUUCCCCCUCACCGCCACCCCCCAAAACAUUCAUGGCUUGGUUUCUGCCUGGGCUCUCAGCUCUGGGACUACACUGCCCAGAGGGUCUCCCACUUGGCACUGCCUUCGGUGCCCUUGAGAUUUGGCCCUGUCGA
Messenger RNA from Ochotona princeps (American pika), 1525 nucleotides. RefSeq names its product endoplasmic reticulum-golgi intermediate compartment 1 (gene ERGIC1). The transcript is spliced from 10 exons. Lineage: Eukaryota; Metazoa; Chordata; Mammalia; Lagomorpha; Ochotonidae. The record is from RefSeq and is a predicted model, not a curated record. Gene Ontology annotation, biological process: retrograde vesicle-mediated transport, Golgi to endoplasmic reticulum; endoplasmic reticulum to Golgi vesicle-mediated transport. Gene Ontology annotation, cellular component: Golgi membrane; endoplasmic reticulum; endoplasmic reticulum membrane. The coding region runs from base 120 to 992 and encodes 290 amino acids.